Molecule: messenger RNA, 699 nt
Organism: Humulus lupulus (European hop)
Lineage: Eukaryota; Viridiplantae; Streptophyta; Magnoliopsida; Rosales; Cannabaceae
Product: ATP-dependent 6-phosphofructokinase 5, chloroplastic-like
Exons: 6
Coding region: 16-699 (227 amino acids)
Biological process (GO): fructose 6-phosphate metabolic process; glycolytic process
Cellular component (GO): cytoplasm
Molecular function (GO): 6-phosphofructokinase activity
Source: RefSeq, a predicted model, not a curated record
AUAUAACAAUUCAUUAUGUAUCUGCUGCAGAUUGUGAUUACACUUGAAAUAUAUGGAGUUAAGAAGAUUGUGGGGAUUCCAUAUGGUUAUCGUGGAUUUUCCGACAAAGAAUUUGCUGAAAUGCCUCUAACCCGAAAAGUGGUCCAAAACGUUCACCUAUCCGGUGGAAGCUUGUUAGGAGUUUCACGUGGAGGACCAGGCAUAAGUGAAAUCAUGGAGAGCAUGGAGGAAAGAGGAAUCAACAUACUUUUUGUGCUGGGUGGGAAUGGAACUUGUGCUGGGGAAAAUGUAAUUCACAAAGAGUGCUAUAGAAGAGGGGUAAAGGUGGCUGUUGUUGGGGUCCCCAAAACAAUAGACAAUGAUAUUUUGCUGAUGGACAAAACUUUUGGGUUUGACACUGCUGUUGAGGAAGCACAACGAGCCAUUAAUUCAGCUUACAUCGAGGCACAUAGUGCAUACCAUGGUAUAGGAAUUAUAAAGUUGAUGGGUCGUAGCAGUGGAUUUAUUGCUAUGCAUGCAUCCCUGGCUAGUGGACAAAUCGAUAUAUUCUUGAUACCAGAGGUACCUUUCCAUUUACAUGGUCCUCAUGGUGUUUUGCGACAUCUGAAAUACCUCAUUGAGACAAAAGGAUCAGCAGUGGUCUGUGUUGCUGAGGGAGCAGGGCAGGUUAGUCAUAGUAUGACAUUAGUUUUUCACUAG